Arachis duranensis is the source of this 1513-nucleotide messenger RNA. Its product is annotated as transcription factor BHLH089. Gene Ontology annotation, molecular function: protein dimerization activity; DNA-binding transcription factor activity. The coding region runs from base 204 to 1049 and encodes 281 amino acids. NCBI's taxonomy places the organism in Eukaryota, Viridiplantae, Streptophyta, Magnoliopsida, Fabales, Fabaceae. The record is from RefSeq and is a predicted model, not a curated record. Gene Ontology annotation, biological process: regulation of DNA-templated transcription. Gene Ontology annotation, cellular component: nucleus. The transcript has 6 exons.
ACCAUUCUCCACUGUCCAAGGAGAUCACACACGAAAGCUAAGACCCCUCUCUCUCUCUUCUUUUCUCUGUGAGUGUUGUGUUUGCUUCUAAGGUGCUUAAGGAGCACUCUAUUGUUUCUGCGAGGUUUCAGUUCUUUUGGUGAAUGGUGGUGUUGAGCUGAUUUCUUGCUGGUUUGGAUUCGGGCGACCCGAUUGGUUUUGGAAUGGAUCCGGGUGCGAUGAUGAACGAGGGCUCGUUUGGGAAUGGGGGAGGCAAUACGGUGCCGUUUAGCUUGGCGGAGAUCUGGCCGUUUCCGCAGGCCGUCAACGCUGCUGGAGGCGGCGCCUUGGGGCUCAGGAGGCCGCAGUUUGGCUUGGGACAGUUUGGGGAUUUCAUUGCCGGUCCCAACCGGGAACCUGGAGCGGUUGCUUCAGAACAGAAGGCGGCCAGCGGUGGCGGUGGCGGUGGCGGUGGCGGUGGUAGUAGGAAGAGGCGUGAAUCAGAGGAGGAAUCCCCUAAGGGUGUUUCCACCAGCAAUGUUGCACCUAAUGCCGUGGUAAUUUUCAUUAUUGCCUCUGUUUAUCCAAUUACUACAACUAAUUUACUGUUUAGUUCAGGAAAGCCUGCGGACCAAAAUAAUCAGACACCACCACCUGACCCUCCUAGGCAAGAUUACAUCCACGUCCGAGCCAGAAGGGGUCAAGCUACUGAUAGCCACAGUCUUGCUGAAAGAGCUAGAAGGGAAAAGAUUAGUGAAAGGAUGAAAAUUCUUCAGGAUUUGGUCCCUGGUUGUAAUAAGGUUAUUGGAAAAGCAUUGGUCCUUGAUGAGAUAAUUAAUUAUAUCCAAUCCCUUCAGCGUCAAGUUGAGUUUUUGUCAAUGAAGCUUGAAGCAGUGAAUUCAAGACUGAACACUGGCAUUGAAGCUUUUCCUCCUAAAGAUUUUGGUCAGCAAACAUUUGAUCCGGCGAGCUUGCCAUUUGGUUCUCAGGCUACUAGAGACUAUAGCAGAGGUUCUUCCCCAGAGUGGUUACAUAUGCAGGUAGGAGGUGCUUUCGAAAGAGCAACGUAGCCUGUGAAAUCCCUUUACAUUGUAAUAAAAAUGCAUAAACAAGCAGUAUUAUUCCGCCGUCCAGUGGCUCCCAGAAAAGAAAAAAGAAAAGAAAAAAGAAAAAAGAAAGCAAAUGGUAUACUGAAGGUGUUAAGUCUAAUGAGCACCUCCUCCCCAUUUUCUACACAUGGAGCUAUUAUCGUUUUCACGACUGCUUUAGUUAGUAUUUUAAGGAUCCCCCAUUAUGUUCUGUGUUGGAAAAUGAAUUGAUUUACUCAAGAGUAUGUAGUAUAGUGGACUCUUCUUCAGGCUUUUCCGUGGUGAUACCCAACAUAACCACUUAAAAAUGAUUAUUCUUGUUGUAAAAGAAUGUUAUUGCUUGUCCUGAAUACAUAAUGCUUACAUAUUGUGUAAUAGUCUCUCAACAUUGGUGUUUGUUUGUGAAAGAAAUGUUGAAUAAAUGAAGCAAAUAGAACUUUGUUAAA